CGAUGAAUGUAAAAGAGGGGGCGAGCGAACCAUGUCGGCUUCGGGCCCCAUCAGCAACUACUACGUGGACUCGCUGAUCGGCCCCGACAACGAGGAGCUGCUGGCCCCGCGCUUCGCCGGCCCCGGCGCCGCUCGCCCCGCAGGACUCGUGCCCGACUGCUCCGACUUCCCCUCGUGCAGUUUCGCCCCCAAACCCGCCGUGUUCACCACCUCGUGGGCGCCCGUGCCCUCGCAGCCCUCCGUGGGCUACCCGCACCCGCACCCGCACGCCCCGGGCCACUACGGGCCGCAAGCGGCCGAGCCCCCCAGGUACGUGCGGACCUGGCUGGAGCCGCUGGCCGGAGCCGUGUCCUUCCCGGCUUUCGGGGCUCGGCCUUACGGCCUCAAAGCGGACGCGUUCGGGCCGCGGGGACGCGCGGAGUGCGGCCCCGCCGACGGCCGCGCCUACGCGGAUUUCGUGUACGCGGCUCCCGGGGAGCUGCGGGAGCGAGCGGCGCAGAACAUCCCGUCCUCCCCCGAGUCCGAGGCCAUCGCCGCCGGCAAACACAAAGAAGAAAAGCACGAAUUAGACCCCAACAACCCCGUGGCAAAUUGGAUUCACGCGCGCUCCACGAGGAAGAAACGAUGCCCUUACACAAAAUAUCAGACCCUGGAACUGGAAAAAGAGUUUUUAUUCAAUAUGUACCUCACGCGGGACCGGAGGUACGAAGUGGCGCGGGUGCUGAACCUCACGGAACGCCAGGUCAAAAUCUGGUUUCAGAACAGGCGAAUGAAAAUGAAGAAAAUGAAUAAAGAGAAAAGCGAUAAGGAACAGCAAUAAUAAUAUUAAUAAUAAUAAUAAUAAUUAAAAAUAAUAAUAAUUAAAAAAACACCACCACACGAUAAAAAAAAGAACAACAAAAAGUUUGGCGGAGAGAAACGAGGGUGGAGAGGAGGAAAAAAGAGCAGCGAAAAAAAAGGGGGGAAAAAAAGGGAAAUAAGGGGGGAAAAAAAAAGGGAUGAAAUGUUUCUGACUUUGAAUGUGCGGAUGGAUGUUUAGAGGUAGAGGUUUGGGGGCUCGAGGCUUUUUAAAAAUUCGACUAAAACCAGAAAAAAAAACCCAAAAGAAAAUAAAAUAAAAGGAAGAUGCCCGGGGGAG
Molecule: messenger RNA, 1138 nt
Organism: Hirundo rustica (Barn swallow)
Lineage: Eukaryota; Metazoa; Chordata; Aves; Passeriformes; Hirundinidae
Gene: HOXC9
Product: homeobox C9
Exons: 2
Coding region: 32-820 (262 amino acids)
Biological process (GO): embryonic skeletal system morphogenesis; anterior/posterior pattern specification; regulation of transcription by RNA polymerase II
Cellular component (GO): nucleus
Molecular function (GO): RNA polymerase II cis-regulatory region sequence-specific DNA binding; DNA-binding transcription factor activity, RNA polymerase II-specific
Source: RefSeq, a predicted model, not a curated record